Molecule: messenger RNA, 753 nt
Organism: Ambispora gerdemannii
Lineage: Eukaryota; Fungi; Glomeromycota; Glomeromycetes; Archaeosporales; Ambisporaceae
Source: the annotation of a GenBank genome assembly
AUGUCGAACAAAGGUGAACUCAAAGUUACUGUUGUUGAAGCAUCGGGAUUAAAGGACAAGGAUACUGUUGGCAAAAGUGAUCCAUAUAUCGAACUCUAUAUUGAUAAAGGAUACAAACAAAAAACUACCACCAAAGAGGGUACUCUAAGCCCAGUAUGGAACGAGAACUUCAAAUUCAACAUCAACAACCAGCAUACUCUUUAUCUCAAAGUUCUCGACAAAGAUAUCACUGACAGUGACAAGAUCGGAGAAACUAAAGUCGACCUCAAGGAAGUCUUCUCCAAGGGUUACGUAGAUACCUGGGUCAACUUACCAGCACUACUCGGCUUGACAAGCCAUGGCAAAGUUCAUUUGGUAAAAGUAUUUGCUGGUCUCGUCUCAUCACAAUGGAUAAUAAUGCGUCGUAUAGUCGAGGCAAAAAAUUUGAAGGACACAGAUUUUAUUGGCAAAAGUGACCCGUACGUCGAACUUUGGAUUGAAAAAGGCUACAAACAAAAGACUACUGUCAAAGAUGGUACUCUAAACCCAGUAUGGAACGAAGACUUCAAAUUCAAUAUCCAUGGUGAGCAUACUCUUCAUCUCAAAGUUCUUGAUAAAGAUAUCACCGAGGACGACAAGAUCGGUGAAGCUAAAGUCGAUCUUAAGGAAGUCUUCUCCAAGGGUUACGUGGAUGACUGGUUCAAAUUACCAGCACUUCUUGGUUUGUCCAGCCACGGACAAGUUCACUUGGUUCUUCAAUUCACAGCCGAAUAA